Heterostelium album PN500 is the source of this 423-nucleotide messenger RNA. RefSeq lists its product as uncharacterized. NCBI's taxonomy places the organism in Eukaryota, Evosea, Eumycetozoa, Acytosteliales, Acytosteliaceae. The record is from RefSeq and is a predicted model, not a curated record. The transcript is spliced from 2 exons. The coding region runs from base 1 to 423 and encodes 140 amino acids.
AUGACUGUUACUCUAGAAAGAAUUUUCGAUGGCGAUAAUAGACUACGCAAAACUCAAGAAUUUUUGGGAAUUUGGAAAAAAAAGAAAUCGCAGCCGUGGAUGAAAAACCUAGUCAUUGAAUAUGAACGCCUUAAGAAUGAAUAUCAAAUGUUGAACAUGAAAUAUGAAUCAUCAGAAGGUAUCAUCAGAGCACCCAAUACAACUGUUGAAACUCAAUCAAGUUUCAUUGACAACUUAAAACGUCAGUCAACAAUUCAUCAACACCCAACACCUCGUAUCAAUUCCCUUACGAGUGAUAGUUCAUCAAAUCACAAUGACGAUGAAAACAACAAUCGUCAGUCUUCAUUAUUAAUUAUUCAACAGUCUUUUAAUAAAUAUGCAGUUGAUCAGACUGUGUAUUUAUUAAUUAUUCAACUCAAAUAA